CCGGCUACCUACUCAACCCGUGCCUACACGUGUGCCACCCUCUGUACUCUCUAUUUUUACUGUUCUUUCUUCCCCUGACCCCCACCUCUCCACCCCCGCACGUGCCUUCUCUCCAUGCUAUUCCCCUUUCUUUCUGUGGUGCAACAAUUAAAAGUUAGAGAGAGAGAGAGAGAGAGAGAGAGAAUGAGAGUGAGUGAUGAAGACGAACCGAAAUAAAUAGACAAAGAAAUUACCCCAAAAAAAAAAAAAAGGAAAAGAAAAAUAUCGACUUAUUAAAGCAAAGCGAAACAAAAUUUCUUGGUCUUUGGGGGAGGGGUGUUUGUAUUGUAGUUUAUGAUAUGGGUUUUGCACUCUCUCUCUCUCUCUCUCCCUCUCUAUCUUUCUCUCUCUUCCCUUCCCCUUUCUCCUUUCUCUCUUCCUUUUCGUUUUUCAGUGUGAGCUAGAAGAGGUAGAGAGAGAAAAUCUCUGACCCCUGAAAGGAUUACUUGUUCCGGGUCUGUGUGAGUGAGUUUGUGUGUGUGUGAGAUUUGAUUUUUUUUUUUUUUCCUUUGUUUUGACAACCCAAAUCUUAUCUUUAACCGAUGAGGAUCCGGAAAAGACAGGUUCCUUUUCCUCUCUCAUCUCUCUCUCCGGUGCCUCUUUCAGAUCCCCUCCUCAACCUCAACCUCAACCACCCAUCAUCUCCGGUGGCGGUGGUGCAACUCCACCACUGCGAUUCCUCUCCUACUAAACCCCAGAAUCCACUCCGACUUCCCCAUGUGCAUCCUCAGCCUUCUGAUCCUCCGAAUCAACAUCUAACCCCGACUGGAAGUGCAAUCAACGACUCCGAUAUCACCGAUGCCGGCGGGCCAAACAAAGAGGAGGAAGAGGAGGAGAAGAAUAAGCAAGAUCGCUCGGAGUUGUUGCAAGAGGAAGAUGUUGAUGAUGAUGAUGAUGAUGAUGAUGAUGAUGAAAGGGGGAGAGUAGAGGAAGAGAAGAGUAAUGAUAUCAGGAAGGGAAGUAUCUUGGGUGCAGAACCAGUUACUGGGUUUCUUCAUGAAUCAAGUUCUUCCCCUCGAGUUGGGAGAUGGUGUGAAGGAGACAAAGCGUUUCCACUGAAGAAGAGAAGAGGAAGUUUUACAUCAAGUGGAGAAACGACGUCGUCUUCGACGUCGAUAACUACGGCAGCUGAUCAUAAUCAGAAAGAUAAGAAGAUGAAAGCCAAGAUGAAAACGAAGAUGAACAAGAAAUGUGCAAGGAAAAACGACGAGGUAGAAGAACAAGAAGAUCAAAAAGAAAGCAACAAAGAAGGUCUCGACCAAAACAACAACAAUAAUAAUGCUGUGAAUGCAAAGAAGAGAGGAAGAGGAGGUGCUCUAAUGGAAGGUUCUCGGUGCAGUCGUGUGAAUGGAAGAGGAUGGAGAUGCUGUCAGCAAACCCUCGUGGGUUACUCACUCUGCGAGCACCACUUGGGGAAAGGAAGGCUCAGAAGCAUGACCAGCGUUCGAAGCCGUUCCUUGGCUGGUACUGCACCGUCUGAGUACCCAAAGCCGCCGCCAUUAUCGAGCACCUCGAGCUCCUCGUCGUUGUUGCAGGAGAAAGAUACGAUUGCGAAGCCUGUUAUGGUGGGUGACGAGGGUACAGCUGAAGAUGAAGAAGAAGAAGACGAGAAGAAGCCGUUGAUGAUGACGAAGAAAAGAAUGAAGCUUGGGAUGGUUAAAGCGCGUUCCAUUAGCAGCUUGCUUGGACAAAGUGCAAGUACUAGUGCAAUUUCAGUGGUUGAUAAUAACGGCAAGUCGUUGACCAACUUUACCCAAAAAUAGCAAGAAUUAAGCAGUAAGUAUUCCAUUAUCGUAGAGGUGUGUGAGAUAAAUAGAUAGAAGAAAAAAAAAAAAAAAAAAAAAGUGAGAGAGAAAAGAAAGGGUGUGGUGCAACUUCUUCUUUCAAAAACUUUGCAGUUUGUUUGCAUUAUCAGAAUUAAAAUAGAUGCUUCUUCUUUAUAAUCUCUCUCUCUCUCUCUCUCUCUCUAUAUAUAUAUAUAUAUAUAGCCCUUAAUCAUCUUUCUUUA
Molecule: messenger RNA, 2047 nt
Organism: Ziziphus jujuba (common jujube)
Lineage: Eukaryota; Viridiplantae; Streptophyta; Magnoliopsida; Rosales; Rhamnaceae
Exons: 4
Coding region: 582-1802 (406 amino acids)
Source: RefSeq, a predicted model, not a curated record